Messenger RNA from Diversispora eburnea, 555 nucleotides. The record is from the annotation of a GenBank genome assembly. NCBI's taxonomy places the organism in Eukaryota, Fungi, Glomeromycota, Glomeromycetes, Diversisporales, Diversisporaceae.
AUGUCUGCUGUUGUUCGCAAACCCGCUCCUAAUUUUACUGCUCGCGGUAUUGAAAACGGCAAAUUCAAAGAUAUUUCACUUCACGAUUAUAAAGGAAAAUUUGUUGUCUUUUUCUUUUAUCCAAUGGACUUUACACUUGUUUGUCCAACUGAGAUUAUCGCUUUUUCGGACCGUGUUGAUGAAUUCAAACAACGAAAUACGGAAGUGUUAGGUAUUUCUUGCGACAGUGAAGAAACUCAUCGAGCAUGGAUUAAUACUUCAAGAAAUGAAGGUGGUCUUGGAAAUUUAAAUAUUCCUCUCUUGUCCGAUAGAAAUCACAAAAUCUCUAAAGAAUAUGGUGUCCUCAUUGAGGAAGAAGGAUUUUCACUUAGGGGAUUGUUCAUCAUUGAUGAUAAAGGCAUUUUGCGUCAUAUCACUGUUAAUGAUCUUCCCAUAGGACGUAACGUUGAUGAAGUCCUUCGACUCGUCGAUGCCAUCCAAUUUACGGAUAAACAUGGCGAAUCAAUCAAACCCGGUCAAUCUAAAGAAUAUUUUUCUGAAGCUUACAAGAAAUAA